Molecule: messenger RNA, 1892 nt
Organism: Dicentrarchus labrax (European seabass)
Lineage: Eukaryota; Metazoa; Chordata; Actinopteri; Moronidae
Gene: msraa
Product: methionine sulfoxide reductase Aa
Exons: 6
Coding region: 255-950 (231 amino acids)
Biological process (GO): cellular response to oxidative stress
Cellular component (GO): cytoplasm
Molecular function (GO): peptide-methionine (S)-S-oxide reductase activity
Source: RefSeq, a predicted model, not a curated record
GGUGGUGGAUGGGGACGAGCUCUGCCUCGGCUCCGAAAAGACGAGAGAGAGAAAAAGUACUUUCAAAACGACUGAAAACUCAGCUUCUGAAAGGGCUACGGAAACCAAAAAAAAACCAACCAAAACAAACGAUUCUUUUCUUUUUGAGCGAUAUUGGAGCCAUCGGACACGACCAGGUUUUCGGGGACAAAGUGUAACUCGACCACAAUAGCCGUUAAGCCGAACUGUACGUGUUAAUGGCAACGAGGUAGCGUAUGUCGAAUUGGUAUUUUUUUCCAAAAAAGCCAAACAACAUCUCUGAACCGGACAAGGGCGGAUGUUUGACUUCAGAGAGUCUACUAGUAGCCAGAGGAAGGCCAACCCCACGCCAAGCAGGAGCCAAACAUGAUGUGAACGGCAACAAGACUGUUCCACCUUUCCCAGAGGGGACUGAGAUGGUCAUGUUCGGUAUGGGCUGUUUCUGGGGAGCGGAGAGGAAGUUGUGGAUGCAAAAUGGGGUUUAUUCCACCCAAGUGGGCUACUCGGGAGGGUACACAUCCAACCCCACCUACAAGGAAGUCUGCACAGGAAGGACCGGCCACAACGAGGUGGUGAGAGUCGUCUUCCAUCCAGAGAAGAUCAGCUUUGCCAACCUGCUCAAAGUUUUCUGGGAAAGCCAUAACCCGACUCAAGGGAUGCGACAGGGGAACGAUAUUGGGACGACAUACCGCUCCGCCAUCUACACCUACACAAAGCAGCAUCUCGAGGAAGCUUUGGCCUCCAAAGAUCAAUACCAGAAGGUACUGACAGAGGACGGUUACGGUCCGAUCACAACAGAAAUAACCGAAGCCAAGCCGUUCUACUACGCCGAGGAUUACCACCAACAGUACCUGAGUAAAAACCCUGAUGGAUACUGUGGUCUGAAAGGGACAGGGGUCUCCUGUCCAAUAGGAAUCAAGAACAAGGCAUAAGAUAGCCAAUGACAGCCAGUAAGGACGCAAACUUAUAACAUGCUUACAGAUUCAAAAAGCUUUACGUUUUAAAUAUAUAAACAUCAAAUAAGUAGAUAAUUUUUUUUCAUAUCUUUUCUACUUUAGUCUAAUUUUGAUAAAUGGGAAAGCUUUGAAAUGUAAAUUUCUGUCUGAUGUAACAGGAACAUCUUUCUCUUUGCUAAUAGUGGAGAUACCAGUGCCUCAAAACGUAUGUGUAUUGCGGUUCUGUGCAUUGUGAGAAGGCUUCACACAAAAUAUACUCCCAGACAUAAGCAGUACAAUUUUAAUAUGUUAGAUAAAGUGUCUAUAAUGUAACACCGGAGAGAGAGAGAGAGAGAGAGAGAGAGAGAGAGAGAGAGAGAGGGGGGAGAGAGAGAGAGAGAGAGAGAGAGAGAGAGAGAGAGAGGUUAGUAGAAUGACCAGAAUAAAAUCUAGUGAAACUCCCACACAGUCUCAGCACAAACACGCAGUUUUAUUUUGUUGAAAAUAAUGUCUCUGUUGCUCGGUUUGCUUUAUAAGUGAUGAUUGUUUAAGAUGGGUUUGCUUUGGGUUUUCUUUUUAAAAGUUUGUAGAGCACUUAAACAAAAAUGAACAUGUCAUACUAUAAAAAUACUACAACAUUUGGAAUGCAAAUACUUGAACUGUGAGGUUGCCUGAAAUGUAAUUGACAGUAAGUUUUGCCUUUCCUGUAAUAUUUUUAUUUCAAUAUCGGCCUGCUACGUAGUCGCGUUAAUGCACGUAGCACAAGCAUUCGUCCAUGCAUCCUCUUGCAUUAACUGUGUAUCUGAAUUGAGUCGGCCUACGCUGUUUUGACCUGGGUCAUAAUGGCGGGACUUGUAGAGCCUGAUGUUUUCUGAGGCGGUCCGUUAAAGAAACGUUGCUGUAGUGGAAUUAAACACAAUAAAAACUUCUUAAAUCAUA